Molecule: messenger RNA, 1134 nt
Organism: Podospora pseudopauciseta
Lineage: Eukaryota; Fungi; Ascomycota; Sordariomycetes; Sordariales; Podosporaceae
Exons: 2
Coding region: 1-1134 (377 amino acids)
Molecular function (GO): oxidoreductase activity
Source: RefSeq, a predicted model, not a curated record
AUGUCGGCUGAAACCACAUUGCUCCCUCGUGGACUGGUGUUCAUUCCUCCCCUCCAUUCAUAUACAACACCCUGCCCGCCCGUAGUUGCCCGCGCCCGUGACAUCGUUUCCUUUCUUCAUUUACAUCGUUUUCCAAAAGCUUCCAAAAUGUCAUACGCGUCCUCACAAGCGCCCCAUACUCCAAAGCUCUCGGGGACACACGGGCCAACUGAACAAUCCGAGGAGGUCAAACCCCACGACGUCACCACCAUCUUGAAUUACUUCAAAGAUAAUGACGAUGACUCAGCCGCCAUACAGAGGACGGUCGAUAGCGGAGCAGAAACAUACGCCAGUAAAUUCGAGCCGCAAAAAAGCGUCAUCCAUGACAUCCGUGGUAACGAGUCUCAAUACACUUUAGAUGUUCAGGGAUUCCAAAUCGUUGGCCAUGAUAGCAAGGAAAAGUGUUUUCUCGAUGACGAGCAUGUUCGAAACAUCUACUACCCCGAAACAGAAGAACUACUGAAGAAAGUCACUGGGGCUUCCAAAGUCUUCAUCUUCAACCACACCAUCCGCUGCGGUCCUCUCAGCAAGGCCCACCGCCACCGCGGUCCUGUUCACCGAGUCCACAUCGACGUAUCAUAUGUCGGGGCCCACAGGCGCGUCUCUCAUUAUUUCCGUGAUAACGAAGCCAGGCUUGCUGCUCUGCUCAAAGGACGGUACCAAAUCAUCAAUGUCUGGCGGCCUAUCAAGAAUAUCUUGAAAGACCCUCUUUGUGUCGCAGACGCUGGCUCUGUUCCAGAAUCAGACUUGGUUCCAAUCAAAUUGCUCUUUCCCCCAGAUGUUGUGACGGCAAUGACGACGAGUGAACCGAUUCAUUCCGUGAUGGGGGCAGCAGCAAAUCCGAAGCACAAGGUAGAUAGUACGGAUGGAGAGACAUUUUCUGUGAGAGCGAAUCCGGGGCACAUGUGGUAUUAUCUGUAUAGACAGGCGACCGACGAAGUGUUGUUGAUCAAGUGUUUUGACUCCAAGACGGACGGGAGCGUAGCUCGGAGGGCGCCGCAUACGGCCUUUGUGAACAAGGAGCAUGAGGAUGAGCCUGAGAGGGAGAGUAUUGAAUUGAGAACGCUCGUGUUCUAUUCGGAUGACACUGAGUGA